This is a messenger RNA of Aegilops tauschii subsp. strangulata, 2154 nucleotides long. Its product is annotated as flowering locus K homology domain. The record is from RefSeq and is a predicted model, not a curated record. NCBI's taxonomy places the organism in Eukaryota, Viridiplantae, Streptophyta, Magnoliopsida, Poales, Poaceae. Gene Ontology annotation, molecular function: RNA binding.
CAAAACCUUCCGGGCCCCACCAACUCUAAACCCCAAACCCUCUCCCUCCUGCUCCGGCGUCGCCACCCACGAGCUCCACGCCUCCGCCGACGGGGCGCUGACCGCGCCGCCGGCCGCUGAUUGAAGUGCUUGGUGGAAAUGACUGAGAUGCAGAGAAAUUCAACAGAGCGGUGGAUUACUCAAAUGGUCAGAAAAUCUCAUAAGGAAGCUCUCAGGACUGUUACGGGACAAGACAUUACUGAUGAUGUAGGCCCUGGUGACGAUACCACUUGCUCUGCUGGUGAAAAUAGGUACCCUGAUUGGCCUGGAACUACAGUCUUCAGGAUGCUAAUUUCUGCUACAAAGCUCGGUCUGAUAAUUGGUUACAAAGGAGAGAGGGUUAGAAGACUGUGCGAGGAAACAAAAGCAUGUAUCCGUAUAUUAGGUGGUCAUCUUGCGGGGGCAGAAAGAGCUGUUAUCAUUUUCGCAAAGGAGCAACCAGAUGAAUUAAUACCUCCAGCCAUGGAUGCACUAUUGAGAGUAUUUCAGCACAUAAUUUAUGAUGAUGGCUUAAACAUGGGGUCUGAUAGUACAGUUGUGGCACGGAUCCUUAUACCAAGUGAACAGGCAGUGAGCCUUAUUGGGGAGCAAGGUUUGAUGAUAUAUUCUAUCGAGGAAGCUUCCAAAACUAACAUUUAUGUCCUUGAUUGUGACUUGCCGCCUGUUGCACUUGAAGAAGAUAGGAUUGUUGAAAUAUGGGGACAACCUGCACGCGUGCGGAAGGCUUUGGAACUUGUUGCUUCUCAUUUGAGGAAGUACCUGGUUGAUCGAAGUGUUAUCCCAUUGUUUGACCCUCAUGUGCCUUUGUCGAUGUUACACGUGGAAAUGCCCCAAUGUCAUUACAGUGACCAUCCUGAGGGAAUGCCCCCGCUUUACUACAGUGAUCAUCCCGAAGGCCGUCUAGAAGCAGUUAGUCCACUCUGCCAUUCCGACGAUCAUCAGCGUGAACCCCAAUGGACUGAAACUUACUACACGAGAUGCAGGAAUCCUGUCGAAGUUCCUACCUCUUUUGGAAGAUAUCGAUCAGUUACACCUCCACACCAUGGUAUAAGUGCGUAUGGACAAGAAACAUCUUCACCACCCAAGGGAACAUACCUAUCAGCUCCUAUUGAAUUAGGUUCACACCACAACCUGACAGCAUAUGAAUUAUUACGAGCAACUUCACCAAUCGGUGCAUCAGCUACUGUUGAAAGAAUACGCUCCCUUAUAUCUGUGCAUGGCCACCAAGCACAUCCACUGAGGAAGACAUGUCAAUCAGCUACAAUGGGAAAACGUCCACACCUGGGAAUAUCAUUAUAUGGAAGUAAAUCUCAUACCAGCAGGGUAUCUCCAUCCGCAGCUGCUGAUCUACCGACACCUCGUGGUAUGUCUGAAUAUGAACUGCAAGCAUCUCAAUCAUUGAGGAUGUAUCCACCAGCUACUGUGGAAAACCUUCUGCACUGUCGUGUGUCUGCGUGUGGCCCAGAAGCACCUUUGCAUGUGCCUGUGCGUCCAUUAACUAGUAAAUCACCAGCAAUCACUGCACAGGUUACUGAAAAGAUGCAAGUUCCAAUUAUCUAUGCUGAAGCCGUGAUUGGCCCGACUGGUGCAAGAAUUGAUUACAUUCGCCGCGCUAGCAGAUCGAGCAUCUUGAUAAAUGAUUUGGAGGAGGAUGCAAUGUCUAUUGAAAUCAAUGGAAGUUCUGCAACAGAUGUUCAGACUGCAGAGCAACUGAUAAAGAACUUCAUGGCCGAAGCUGCCGCUGCUUCCCCUGGUCAUAAGUUUGACUCCAUUCCAUCAUAUUUGCCUGCACCAAGAUCUCCUCAACCUGAUAUUCUAAGGACUUCGUACAUUGAGAAAGAAAGUGGUGUGGCAGAGCAGCGGCUGCAAACGAUUUACUGAAAAUUCCCAAGCUUCAAUUCUGCACAUACUCCCGAUACAGGAAAUUCCGUGAGAGUAUAUUCACCAAAAGUUUUGAUACUCGUCCUGAGAUGGUCCUAUUUUUCCUUCCGAGAUUCGUUGUGAGAAUUGUAUCUAAACUGUGUGCUAUCUGUGAGUGGCAGAGUUUUUGCUACAGGACUAGACAGCUUGGUUAAUUUGGAUGUAUACGCUAAUAGAAGUGCCAUUGUCCAAGCA